AUGAGCACCAAUACUAGUGAUGGAGGUAUCGACUUCGCUCUUUACCGUUACACUCCUUCGAUUCCGGCGGCAGUGGUUUUUGCAGCGAUUUUCCUAAUUGUCACAAUUCUGCAUGGUAUUCAACUAUGGCGAUACCGCACUUAUUUCUUCGUUCCCUUCAUCAUUGGUCUACUCUUUGAAUGCGCUGGCUACAUCGCCCGAAUCUUCUCACACUUCGACACCAAAGCCCUCGGUCCAUACAUCGUUCAGACGAUGCUGAUUUUGGUCGCGCCGCCACUUUUCGCUGCCUCAAUCUAUAUGACUCUGGGCAGAGUCAUUGUUGCACUCAACUGUCACCAGUAUUCAGUCGUACCAGUUCGAUUUCUUACAAAAAUAUUUGUGGUCGGAGAUGUGAUCUCUUUCCUUCUCCAGUGUGGAGGGGGUGGCUAUAUGGCCGCUGGAAGUCUUUCCGCCAUGAAUAUCGGUGCGAAUAUCGUCAUUGGCGGUCUUGCUAUUCAGCUUCUUUUCUUCGGGUUCUUCGUCAUCGUUUCCGCGGUGUUCCACUGGCGCGUUAAGAGAAACUCGCGAAAUAUUUCACAUUGUUUGGAGCAUAGCAAGAAGUGGGAACCCAUAAUGUGGGCUCUCUACGCUGCUUGCUUCCUCAUCCUGGUUCGAUCCAUUUUCCGUGUGGCCGAAUUUGUCGAGGGAAAUGAUGGGUUUAUCAUGAGAAGAGAAUAUCUCUUGUACAUUUUCGAUGCUUGUCUCAUGGCUUUGAGUGGGAUUGUGUUGGUAGUCAUCUACCCCGGUUCUUUUCUCGGUCGCAAUGGUAACAAGCGAGAUAGUGAGCUCCAGCUUAUGUCUACAGAUGAAGGCUAUAGACCACAGAGAUCAAAGGAUUAUGAAGCUUGA
This is a messenger RNA of Penicillium subrubescens, 888 nucleotides long. RefSeq names its product RTA1 domain-containing protein. NCBI's taxonomy places the organism in Eukaryota, Fungi, Ascomycota, Eurotiomycetes, Eurotiales, Aspergillaceae. The coding region runs from base 1 to 888 and encodes 295 amino acids. The record is from RefSeq and is a predicted model, not a curated record. The transcript has 3 exons. Gene Ontology annotation, cellular component: membrane.